CUAGAUAAGUUCAUGAAGAAGAAGGAAUUGUUCAUGGGUCAUCAAAUUGAUUAUUACCCAGAAUGCACUGAGAGGGAGCAGGGGGAUCCUGAGGCCCUGUACACAGUUGAGAAGAUGCUGGAGACCUGUGGCAGUGAGAGGUCUCUGAAGAUAACACUCCACAUCCUGAGGAACAUGAAGGAGAAGGAUCUCGCCGACUCACUGGAGAGAGAUGAGCUGCACAAUGAAUCCAUAAAAAGAGCCCAGCAGGUACUGAAAACCCAACUGAAGAAGAAGUUUGAAUGCACAUUUGAAGGUUUAGCAACGCAGGGCCACCCAACCCUCCUCAAUGAGAUCUAUACAGAGCUCUACAUCACAGUGGGGGGAAGUGGGGGGGUCAAUAAUGAACACGAGGUCAGACAGAUUGAGACAGCAUCCAAGGGGAAAACCACACAGGAGACUGCAAUCAUCUGCAAUGACAUCUUUAAGCCUUUACCUGGACAAGAGAAACCCAUGAGAACUGUGCUUACAAAGGGCAUUGCUGGCAUUGGGAAAACAGUCUCUGUGCAGAAGUUCAUUCUGGACUGGGCAGAAGGAAAAGCCAAUCAGGACAUUGAUUUCAUCUUCACACUUCCUUUCCGCGAUCUGAAUUGCAAGAAGGAACGAACAUUCAGUCUGAUGCAACUUCUGCAGCAUUACUUUCCACAACUGCAAGGGAAAAGUGUUGAAAGUGAUGAAGUCAAAGUUGCGUUUAUCUUUGAUGGUCUGGAUGAAUGUCGACUUCCUCUAAAUUUCCAAAGCAAUGAGACCUGCUGUGAUAUAACAAAGUCAUCACCAGUGGAUGUGCUGCUGACCAACCUCAUUAAGGGAAAUCUGCUUCCCUCUGCUCUCCUCUGGAUCACCUCCCGACCCGCAGCAGCCAGUCAGAUCCCUCCUGAGUGUGUCCACCGAGUAACAGAGGUACGAGGGUUCAAUGACUCACGGAAGGAGGAGUACUUCAGGAAGAGAAUCCGAGAUGAGAACCAGGCCAGCAGAAUUAUCUCACACAUAAAAUCAUCCAGGAGUCUCUACAUCAUGUGUCACAUUCCGGUCUUCUGCUGGAUUUCUGCUACUGUUCUGGAGACAAUGUUGGGUAAAGCAGAGAGUGGAGAUCUGCCCAAAACUCUGACUGAAAUGUACACACACUUCCUGCUCAUUCAGACUAAUGUGAAGAAUCAGAAGUAUGAUGAUACCAAAGAGACAAACCCAAAGAAAAUGUCAGAGUUGGAUGCAAAAAUCAUCCUGAAACUGGGGAAGUUAGCUUUUCUACAGCUGGAAAAGGGCAAUCUGAUAUUCUAUGAGGAGGAUCUGAGAGAGAGUGGCAUUGAUGUCAGUGAAGCUUCAGUGUACUCUGGGGUGUGCACAGAGAUCUUUAAAGAGGAGUGUGGGUUGGGUCAGGAGAAGGUCUACUGCUUUGUGCAUCUGAGCAUUCAGGAGUUUUUGGCUGCCUUGUUUGUGUUUCAUUCAUGUGUAAAUGAGAACAGAAAUGUACUCAGACCGGGAAAGAAAGUAUCCCAAGAAACACUUGAAAAAGAUGGUGGUGGUGAUGAUUUUGAUGAUGAGGUGGAUGAAGUGGAGGGGAGUGAUGACAAUGAUGAUUAUGAUUAUUAUGAUGAGGAGGAUGAAAGGAGUGAUGACAAUGAUGAUUAUGAUGAUCAUGAAGAGGAGAAAUCUGAUGGUUAUGAUUUUGAUAUUGAUUAUGAUGAAAAUGAUGAUUAUGAUGAUGAGGAGGAUGAAGAGGAGAGGAGUGAUGACAAUGAUGAUUAUGAUGAUCAUGAAGAGGAGAAAUCUGAUGGUUAUGAUGAUUUUGAUAUUGAUUAUGAUGAAAAUGAUGAUUAUGAUGAUGAGGAGGAUGAAGAGGAGAGGAGUGAUGACAAUGAUGAUUAUGAUGAUGAAGUGGAGGGGAGUGAUGACGAUGAUUAUGAUUAUUCUGAUGAGGAGGAUGAAGAGGAGAGGAGUGAUGACAGUGAUGAUUAUGAUGAUCAUGAGGAGAAGGAAGAAGUUGAGAAAGUGGAGAAGGUUGAUGGCAACAGAGUGCAGCUGUCUGAGUUACACAGGAGUGCAGUGGAUCAGGCCUUAGAGAGUAAGACUGGACACCUGGACCUUUUCCUCCGAUUCCUUCUUGGCCUCUCUCUGGACUCCACGCAGACUCUCUUAGGAGGACUACUGACACAGACAGGACAUAGAUCAGAGAGCAAUAAGAAAACAAUCCAGUACAUUAAGAUGAAGAUUGAACAGGAAUACUCUGUGGAGAGGACCAUCAAUCUGUUUCACUGUCUCAAUGAACUGAAUGACAACUCACUAGUGGAGGAAAUCCAGAAUUCCCUAAGAUCAGGAAAACUCUCUGAUAAUGAGCUGGAACCACACCAAUGUUCAGCUCUGGCCUUUGUGUUACUGAUGUCGGAGGAGAUCCUGGAUGAGUUUGACUUGAGGACCUACAACACAUCAGCAGCUGGUCUGAUGAGACUGGUAGCAGCAGUCAGAAACUGCAGGAAGGCCAUACUGAACAGCUGUGAUCUCACGGAGACGUCCUGUGAUAUUGUGGCCUCAGCUCUCCAGUCAUCAAACUCACCCCUGAGAGAUCUGGACCUCAGCUACAAUAAGCUGAGAGAUUCUGGAGUGAAGUUGCUCUGCGCUGGACUGAUGAGUCCAAACUGUAAACUACUGAGACUUGGACUGAGCAGCGGUGACCUCACAGAGAAGUGCUGUAAUGUUGUGGCCUCAGCUCUCCAGUCACCAAACUCAACCCUGAGAGAUCUGGACCUCAGCUACAAUAACCUGGGAGAUUCAGGAGUGAAGCUGCUCUGUGCUGGACUGAUGAGUCCAAACUGUAAACUACAGAUACUGGACCUCAGCUACAAUAACCUGGGAGAUCGGAGCGUGCGGCGGUUCUGUGGUGGACUAAUGAGCCCAAACUGUGAACUACAUAGCUUGGACCUCAGCUACAAUAACCUGGGAGAUUCAGGAGUGAAGCUGCUCUGUGCUGGACUGAUGAGUCCAAACUGUAAACUGCAGAGGCUGGGACUGAACAGCUGUGACCUCACAGAGAAGUGCUGUGAUAUUGUGGCCUCAGCUCUCCAGUCAUCAAACUCACCCCUGAGAGAUCUGGACCUCAGCUACAAUAACCUGGGAGAUUCAGGAGUGGAGCUGCUCUAUGCUGGACUGAGGAGUCCAAACUGUAAACUACAGAGACUGGUACUGAACAGCUGUGACCUCACGGAGAAGUCCUGUGAUAUUGUGGCCUCAGCUCUCCAGUCAUCAGACUCACUCCUGAGAGAUCUGGACCUCAGCUACAAUAACCUGGGAGAUUCAGGAGUGGAGUUGCUCUGUGCUGGACUGAUCAGUCCAAACUGUAAACUACAGGUAAUGGGGCUAGGUUGGUGUAAUCUCACAGGCAGCUGCUGUGAUGUUCUGGCCUCGGUCCUGCGUUCUCCUCACUCAGAGCUGAGAGAUCUGGAGCUCAGAGACAACGAGCUGCAGGAUUCAGGAGUGAGAGCGCUCUCUGCUGGCCUGGAAGAUCCACACUGUAAACUGAGACUGGGACUGUCAGGCUGUGGAGUCACACAGACAGGCUGUGAUUCUCUGGCUUCAGCUCUAUGUUCAAACCCCUCACACCUGAGAGAGCUGGACCUGAGAUACAAUCACCCAGGAGACUCAGGAGUGAGAGCGCUGUCUGCUGCUAAACUGGACACACUCACACUGCUUGUGGACCAUGGAGGAGAGAACAGGACCGAACCAGGACCCAGGAAAUACGGCUAUCAGCUCACACUGGAUCCAAACACAGCGCACAAAAUGCUGUCUCUGUCUGAGGGGAACAGGAAGGUGACACACACACUGGGGAGAGAGGAGCAGCCAUACCCUGAUCGUCCGGAGAGAUUUGAGUCUGUGCCCCAGCUUGUGUGCAGAGAGAGUGUGUGUGAGCGCUGUUACUGGGAGGCCGAGUUCAGUGUGUCUGAGGGGGGAGAGGCUUCUAUAGCAGUGACAUAUAAAGGAAUCAGCAGGAAAGAAGGGGUUUCUGACUGUGAGUUUGGAGGGGAUGAAAACUCCUGGAGUCUGGAGUGCAGUGAACACAGUUACUCUGUCAGGCACAAUAAGAAACAAACACCAGCCUCCCCCUCCCCCUACCAUAGAGCAACAUUGCGUAAUGAUGAUGAUGGUAGAGGAGUGUGUGUGUGCAGGGUAGGAGUGUGUGUGGACCAUCUGGCCGGCACUCUGUCCUUCUACAGCGUCUCUGACACACUGACCCUCCUGCACAGAUUCCACACACGCUUUGCUGAAAACACACCCCUCUGUGCUGGAUUUGGAGUGUAUGACUCCUCAGUGUCCCUCUGCCAACUGGAGUAGAGUCACACACACACACACACACACAUACACUCUCAUAUUCACUCACACAUACACACCCACACACACAC
Messenger RNA from Anguilla rostrata (American eel), 4430 nucleotides. Its product is annotated as NACHT, LRR and PYD domains-containing protein 12-like. Gene Ontology annotation, molecular function: protein binding. Gene Ontology annotation, biological process: intracellular signal transduction. Lineage: Eukaryota; Metazoa; Chordata; Actinopteri; Anguilliformes; Anguillidae. The transcript is spliced from 11 exons. The coding region runs from base 13 to 4362 and encodes 1449 amino acids. The record is from RefSeq and is a predicted model, not a curated record.